Molecule: messenger RNA, 458 nt
Organism: Dentiscutata erythropus
Lineage: Eukaryota; Fungi; Glomeromycota; Glomeromycetes; Diversisporales; Gigasporaceae
Source: the annotation of a GenBank genome assembly
AAGAAUUUGAAGCUUUAGAUGCUGGCAACCAUAUACCAUUAAUAUCAAUAAUAACUACGAAUGUUGAUGAAAUAAUUGAAAUAGAUAAAAAUGCGCAAUAUAAUAAAAAACUAUGUAGAGCUUUAAUUGAACGUGCAACAUCAGUUCAAUUGAAGAUUAAAAUCUUGCAACGUAGAAAACAAGAAAUUAAAAAAAGACUUGAGCAGAACGAAUAUCGAGAAAGCUUUAAAAAGUUCGCGUACGUCGUGAUAAAAACUAGAAAUUUCGUAGCAAAUAUAACACAAUUCCAAAGUUUUAAACUCCUUGGGACAAUAAAAAUUAAAGAAGAUUUUUUGCAAUUGACAAAUUUGUUUGACAAUUGCAUCAAAAUGUUAGGAUUUACUGUAGUGAUUGGUGAUGAGGAACUAAAGGAUAUAGAUGUUUGUAGUUUAGAAGAGGACUUGAACGAAAUGAAUGAG